UGAAAAUUAUGCGCAUUGCUGCGUAGCCGGCUUUCGCGAAUAACCCCUUCUUAUCUUGUUUGCGCAAUAUGCGUAAGAGCGCUCCUGUCUGUGGUUCUGCUACACAACACAGGGCUGGCGUAACUGGCUAGCUAGCUGACCACUUGAGAUGGACGUGUUUUUAAUGAUCCGGCGUCAGAAGACCACAAUCUUCACAGAUGCCAAAGAGUCCACCACUGUUUAUGAACUGAAGCGUAUUGUUGAAGGAAUUCUCAAGAGACCUCCUGAAGAACAGCGGCUUUACAAAGAUGACCAGUUGCUAGAGGACAGCAAAACUCUUGGUGACUGUGGGUUCACCAACCAGACUGCCAGACCUCAGGCCCCGGCUACAGUUGGUCUGGCUUUCCGCAUCAACGAUGAGAUGUUUGAGCAGCUGCAGAUCGAGGCCUUCUCCAGCCCCCCAGAGCUCCCUGAUGUCAUGAAGCCUCAGGACUCUGGUAGCACUACCAAUGAACAGGCUGUGCAGUGAUGGCAGGGAGAAGAAAGGAGCAAUGGAGGGAAGGAUGGAUGUGGGGUGUGUGUGGAUUAACACCAGUGGAGAAGUAGCAGGGUGGAGGAUAUAUACUAUAAUUUCAGUUGAUGGAUGGGGACGUUAUAGGUAACCAAGCCUAUCCAUGUUGCCUCCAUGCUAUCAUCCCAACAUCCCCACCAAUGUGCUUCACAAAUCCCUUUUUAUUUUCUUUGGUAGGCCUAUGAUUUCCACAUCACGUGGCUCUGCUCCUUUACUUUUCUCUUACGCACCAAUUGGUUCAAACUUUGGAAGUGACUGAGAUGUUUUGAUUUGUAGGGUGCGACUGAAUGUGUGUGUUUGUGUGUAUGCGACUUAUACUAUUAUAAUUAUUAUUUUGGAAAAGGUGAAGGGGAGUUGUGUGUCACAGUGCUCUGCAUGUUACAUGCAUGGGUAAGGAGUCCAUUGGCUGAAUCAGCAAAAUGCAUGAACAAAUUCUGGUGUAAAACGGACUAAGGCUUUAAUUCUCCACAAUUGGGUAAACCUUCAUCUUGAAAAAAAAAAAAACAAAAAAAAAAAAACAAAACUAUUUUUGCCACUGAUAAAUUCCUUAGUCUGGUUCCUCCAAGUUUUGUUGUACAUUUCUCAACUGAUCUCCAUCACAUCAUCUUAUGUUCUAGCUUCUGCCAUUUUAUCUGUUCAGUUAUGGACAAAGCAGUACAUUUUCACUUUUCAGUCUUUUGUUGUAUGUUUCAUGCACUGAGACCAAAGGCAGGUACCUCUUGGACAAAGAAGGAAUGGCUGUUUGGGACAAUUGUCUAUGAUUAUACAUAUGUACAAGAUGAGUGUCAUGCUGUUUCAACUGUGUUUUUGAAAAGUCAUACAUCACCUCUUGUCACCAACACCAGUAUGGGACAUUGCACCUUCCCCUGAUUACAUAAACAGCCUGUAACUGUGAGCUUAAUUAAAGUUUUUCCCUUUUUUA
Molecule: messenger RNA, 1472 nt
Organism: Myripristis murdjan (pinecone soldierfish)
Lineage: Eukaryota; Metazoa; Chordata; Actinopteri; Holocentriformes; Holocentridae
Product: elongin-B-like
Exons: 4
Coding region: 149-508 (119 amino acids)
Biological process (GO): transcription elongation by RNA polymerase II
Cellular component (GO): elongin complex; VCB complex
Molecular function (GO): protein binding
Source: RefSeq, a predicted model, not a curated record